Molecule: messenger RNA, 2488 nt
Organism: Fundulus heteroclitus (mummichog)
Lineage: Eukaryota; Metazoa; Chordata; Actinopteri; Cyprinodontiformes; Fundulidae
Gene: irf2bp2a
Product: interferon regulatory factor 2 binding protein 2a
Exons: 2
Coding region: 431-1996 (521 amino acids)
Biological process (GO): regulation of transcription by RNA polymerase II
Cellular component (GO): nucleus
Molecular function (GO): transcription corepressor activity
Source: RefSeq, a predicted model, not a curated record
UGUCGAAGAAAUCAAGUCAAUAGAAACUGGAAGCAGGCGUUUAGCCGUGGUGACGUCGCUGCUGCGCACUGAGCCAGUAGUAGAGAGUCAGCGGAGGUAGAUAGAGGAGCGCCGGAGUAAAGUACGCACCGACAUGAACUUCUCCCUCUAAAACUUCAGCCUUGUUGCUCUAAAAGCCGCAAGAGGACCAGCUUCUUCUUCUUCUUUUUUUCUUCUUAUAUAUCUUCUGUUUUGGGCUUAUUUGUUGCUGUUUUUUUUCUCUUAACGGGGAGCUCAGAGGAGAGAGGCACGCUAAAUUGUUUUUUUUUUUUUUUUUUUUUUUUUUUGUUGGUGGUGUGUGUGCGUGUUCCGGGGGGCAGCAGAGGUUUUUUUUUUUAUUAUUCCUGUUUCUCUGUCGGGAGUGCGUCGACGACGAGCAGCAGCAGCAGCCAUGUCGUCCGCGGCGGUCGCUGCUUCUUCCAGGAGGCAGUCGUGUUAUUUAUGCGACCUGCCCCGCAUGCCCUGGGCCAUGAUCUGGGAUUUUACCGAGCCCGUGUGCAGGGGAUGCGUCAACUACGAGGGAGCCGACCGCAUCGAGUUCGUCAUCGAGACGGCCCGCCAGCUGAAGCGGGCGCACGGCUUCCAGGAGGGGCGGUCCCCGGGGCCGGGGAAGUCGCAGCUCUCCGGGAAGGAGAUCCAGGCGAUCAGCCACCACGCGGCCGGAGACCCCGGCUCGCGGCCGCCGCAGCCCCUGGACCGCUACCCGCUCUCCUCCGACCGUCCGCCCAGGCUGGGGCCAGAGUACCAGCCGGGGCGGCAGGCGAACGGCAUCCCCGUCCCCAAUGGAUUUCCCAAACCCGACGAGCCGCCGGAGCUGAACCGCCAGAGCCCCAACCCGCGCAGGAAUAACGCGGUGCCGCCGAACCUCGUGCCGCUGGUGAACGGGGGCAUGCCCCCCGUGCACGUCGUCAACGGCAGGCCGGCGCAGAUGGGGCUCGGCGCGGCGCUGGCGGGCGGCAGCCCCGCCGACCUGGGCAAGAGACCCGCGUCGGUGUCCAGCAGCGAGCAGCAGCAGCAGCAGCAGCAGCACGACCGCGACGGCAAGGAGAAGCACCGGCCCGACAGCCUGACGCCGGAGAUCUCCGACGGCCACAAGAACCGCGAGUCGGACUGGACCAAGGCGAAGACGGUGCGGGACCUGAUGGCGCAGCACCCCUUCGACAGCCGCUUCAAGAAGGAGCAUGCGGCCAUGCAACAAAGGGUGAUGGGCUACGAGGCCAGCCCGUCCGUGUCCAAGUCAGACAGAGGGAAGCACCCCCGCAUGAAGAGAAAAGCCUCCCCGGAGCCAGAGGGCGAGGGCACGGCCGCCAAGCUCAACGGCGAGGGGCAACAGUGGCUCCCGCCGCCCGCCGAGGGGCUCAAGAUGCCCCCGGUGCCCCCGCCGGGGUUCUCGUCUCCCCCCUCCACCAUAUCCCCCCACCCUCGCAACACCCCGCCCGAGGCCCAGAACGGCCAGUCCCCCAUGGCGGCGCUCAUCAUGGCGGCGGACAACGCCGGCGGCAACAGCUCCCCCAAGGACGGCAACCAGGUGCACUCCACCACGCGGAGGAACAGCAGCAGCCCCCUGUCGCCGUCCUCCAUGAGCCAGAGGAGGCUGACGCAGAGGGAGGCGGCGUCCGGAGCGGGCGCCCCGCAGGUGCAGAGCAUGGACCAGGGUCACCCCCAGAGCAUUCCGGACUCCUCGGUGCCCGGCAGCAUACCGCUGUGCUGCACGCUGUGCCGCGAGCGCCUGGAGGACACGCACUUUGUCCAGUGCCCGUCCGUGCCCUCGCACAAGUUCUGCUUCCCGUGCUCGAGGGAAAGCAUCAAGCAGCAGGGGGCCACGGGCGAAGUGUACUGUCCGAGCGGAGAGAAAUGUCCCCUGGUGGGCUCCAACGUACCGUGGGCUUUCAUGCAGGGGGAAAUCGCCACCAUCCUGGCGGGGGACGUCAAAGUAAAAAAGGAGAGGGACCCUUGAUUUUGUCUGAACACUUCUUCUUCUGGGGGGGAGGGGGAGGUUGGAAAAAAAAAUCUGAGUAUAAAUAUAUAAAUAUCACAUACAUACCAUUCAAAACAAACUAACGGACUUGUACAUAUUGGACCCAAGGGAAGAGUAUACUUCGUAAAAACAUGGUUGUAUAAUUUUUGAUUUUUUGAAUACAUUGUUGUUUCUAUAUUUUUUGAAGAUAAAAGGUAUGUAACUCAUCAUAAUGAACUACGUUCCUCUCUGUUGAUGUUUAACAAAAAAAAAAAAAAUUUUCUCGAUGUACUUCUAGGUCUGGUGGCAGUUCCUGUUUAAACGUAGAAUGUGACUAAUGCUACUCUACGAGCACUUGGCAAAACUUAAAAAAAAAAAAAACCUAAAAAAAAAAAAAAUGCUUUUAGCUGUACUUGUAUGCACUUGUUUUAAAAAAGGAAGAAAAAAAAAAAAGAAAAAAAUUGCCAAAUACAAUUUCUGAUCUUGUAUGAA